Molecule: messenger RNA, 3553 nt
Organism: Nyctereutes procyonoides (raccoon dog)
Lineage: Eukaryota; Metazoa; Chordata; Mammalia; Carnivora; Canidae
Gene: RASSF5
Product: Ras association domain family member 5
Exons: 6
Coding region: 24-1280 (418 amino acids)
Biological process (GO): signal transduction
Cellular component (GO): nucleus
Source: RefSeq, a predicted model, not a curated record
GCCGCCGCCGGCCCCGCGUGGCCAUGGCGUCCCCGGCCAUCGGGCAGCGUCCCUACCGGCUGCUCUUGGACCCGGAGCCGCCGCGGUACCUGCAGAGCCUGAGCGGCCCCGAGCCGCCGCCGCCGCCGCCGCCCCCCGGCCGCUCCUCGCGCCGCUGCGCCCCGGCGCCCCUGUCCACCGCGCCCGGGGCGCACGAGGGGCGCAGCGCCCGGAGGGCCGCCCGGGCGGACGCGGAGCCCCAGCCGCGGCCGCCCAGACCCCCUCGCGCCGUCCGGCCGGGUCUGCAGCAGAGACUGCGGCGGCGGCCCGGAGCGCCCCGGCCCCGCGACGUGCGGAGCAUCUUCGAGCAGCCGCGGGACCCCCGCGUCCCGGUGGAGCGAGGCGAGGGGCACCGCUUCGGGGAGCUGGCGCUGCGGGGCGGCCGCGGCUGGUGCGACCUGUGCGGACGGGAGGUGCUGCGGCAGGCGCUGCGCUGCGCUAACUGUAAAUUCACCUGCCACCCGGAGUGCCGCAACCUGAUCCAGCUGGACUGCAGCCGGCAGGAAGGCCCAUCCCGGGACAGACCUUCUCCAGAAAGCACCCUCGCUCCCAUCUCCAGCCAGAACGUCUGUAAAGUGGCGGAGGAGCCGCAGCGCCCGCCCUCACUGCAGGAGCUCAGGCAGAGGAUCGACAGCUACAACAGCCGCGAGGCCAACUGCCUGGGCAUGAAGCUGAGUGAAGACGGCACCUACACAGGUUUCAUCAAAGUGCAUUUGAAACUUCGGCGGCCGGUGACCGUGCCCGCAGGGAUCCGGCCCCAGUCCAUCUAUGAUGCCAUCAAGGAAGUGAACCUGGCGGCCACCACCGACAAGCGGACGUCCUUCUACCUUCCGCUCGAUGCCAUCAAGCAGCUGCACAUCAGCAGCACCACCACAGUCAGCGAGGUCAUCCAGGGGCUGCUCAAGAAGUUCAUGGUUGUGGACAAUCCCCAGAAGUUUGCACUUUUUAAGCGGAUACACAAGGACGGGCAAGUGCUCUUCCAGAAACUUUCUGUAGCUGAUUGCCCUCUCUACCUGCGCUUGCUUGCUGGGCCUGACAAUGACGUCCUCAGCUUCGUGCUCAAGGAGAACGAAACUGGAGAAGUGGAGUGGGAUGCCUUCUCCAUCCCCGAGCUCCAGAACUUCCUAACAAUCCUGGAAAAGGAGGAGCAGGACAAAAUCCAGCAAGUGCAGAAGAAGUACGACAAGUUUAGGCAGAAACUGGAGGAGGCCUUAAGAGAGUCCCAGGGCAAACCUGGCUAACCGGUCCUGCUUCCUCUUCUCCUGGUGCCCGCGGUUUUAUUUUUAUUAUUAAUUAUUAUUUUGCAACAGACACUUUGUCUCAGGACCCCUCUGGCGGGUGCCUCUAUGCCCACCCGGCAGUUCCAGAUGUGGCACGAAAUCUCUGAGGGACACGUGUGCGUGCGGGCCGGGCCCUGCCUGCCACACGCUGCCAAGGAGCGGGAUCGGGGCGGGGUGGAAAGAAGAGCGCGGGGCCUGGGCAACCUGGGAGCCCUUCAUAAGCCAACCAGCUGCCUCUCUCGUCACCAAACUGGAACCGUUCGCACCGGCCGGCAAAGGAAAGAAGAAAGGUUUUAGAGCUGUAUGUUCUUUCUCCGCCUUUCAUUCUUCUUCGGUUUCUCUUAUUUGCCACCCAUAGACCUUUAUUUAUGAGUCAAAAAUUGUAGCAUAUUCCUUUAGUGGGUCUGAGCUAUGCCCCGGAAAGCAGGAUGAUGCUCGUGAGAGCACUGUCCCUCACUGUCCCAAGGUGCCCGUUCAUGCUCAAGGGAGGGUCCCAAAGCCACUGGACCCAGCUGCUCAGGUAGGGAGCACCAAAGCUGAGGGUGGCUCAGAGAAUUCCAGAGAAGAGCUGCAGCCUGCCCUCACCUCAUUGCUCGAGAGUCUGUGCCCAUGUGAACCCAAAGGCAUACAGAUGUGUGCGUGUGAUGCUUCAUCACGUCUUUGUCAACAAGUGUUUGUUUUUAAGUUACAACUUGGAGUUUCAUGUCGCCAUCGUGUUUCCACCAAAGGGAAACGAGCCAUUUACCAUUUUCAAUGUCUCCUGCUGGGUGUGGAAAUCAGGCAGUUAGGCAGAGCCAGAAAGCUCCGCUGAGAAACGUGGCCACCUUGUCUUCAGCCUUCCCCCAGCUCGAGAGCCAGGGAGGGCCUGGCUGCCCUGCUCUCCUGCUUGGCCUUGGGCACUGCUUCUUCCUCCCACAGGGACUCUGGGGACUCCAGGUGCUGCCAGAGGAGCUGCCUUCAUUACAGACGGGGGGACCUCCCAGCUCGGGACCUCCCAGCUCAGGCCAACCUGGAGUCCUUGGUGUUCUGAAGCUCGGCCAGCCCGUGGCACUGCGCGCAGGGAGCCUGUGGGCUGGCCUCCCGCUGACCUCAGUGCCUUUGUUUUCAGAGAGAAACAGGAGCAGGGCGCCCUUGCUUGACGCUCUGCUGCGCACUUGCUCCUGCCAGGAAGCGGACCAUGGUGGUGUGGGAGGCAAGGCCGGGAGAGCCCUUCUUCCGCGAGUGGGGCAAGAGUCACAGACCUCCUUCCCAUCUAAGGUCCUGAGCUUUUGACUCCCAAUAAGUGACGUCAAACCACAUGGAAAGGGUGAUUAGAUCCCCAGCCUACAUCUGCAUGGGCUCCUUGUUCAGGUGCAGACUUAAACUAGCCAAACAACUGAAGCAAGUAGCCGGGCCUAGAGGGAGGACUUUGAACUUUCGGAGCAGGGCCGGUUUUCCAGUCCAGCCUCUGAGACCUCAGUUCUUUGCUGUCCUCUGCCUCCCCAGGUCCUUCUUGGGUUGGUUGGGUUGAGCCCCGGCUUCAUUGUAUAACCUCAGAAGUCCCCUCCCUGACUCUUGCUGUGUGUCCACGCUGCCCCGAUGGCAGAAGGAAUGCUGACGCCACGUCAUACAAACUGUGUGCAGUCUUCAGAGCUGCAAAAGCAGGACAAGCUCGCAGCUGAACAAGAUUUUUUAGACCCCCUUAAAACCCUGCUUAUCUGCCAUCUCAUGCUCAGCCUUCUUGCUUCCCUCCCUUAAAAACAGAAACAAAAAAACCUCUCACCCUGCUGUAUAUUAAAGGGAGCGGGUUGAGAGUCCGUUUUCCUUCCUGCUGCAUGUCCUUAACAUUAGUGGAAGGCACAGCUCCUGCUGCAGCCGCUGUGAAUGCUGCUGAGAUCCUCCCUCUGAUGGGGGCGGCGAUUUUAUUUUUGAGAAGGAAAAAAUAAGUCGUGUACAUAUAUACAUAAAGGCAUAUAGCUAUAUAUAAAGAGAUAGGGGUGUUUAUGAAGCAAGGGAGUUACGGGAAAAUUCUAACUUCAUCUGAAGCACGGUUACACCCAGAACCUGAGGCCCGAGCCUCGGCAAACAGUCUGGAUAAAGUAUCCCUUCCCCCAGAGGUGGGUAUCACUGCUGGUAGUGCCUUCUAUCCUUGUGUUGCCCCUUGUGUGUACGUUGGUUUUGAGGGUAUUUUCUUUUUAAAUGUCUUUUCUUAUCUGGGUUUUAAAAAAGAUAAUAAAAGCUUGUUGCAAAAAUGA